Cyphellophora europaea CBS 101466 is the source of this 1074-nucleotide messenger RNA. RefSeq lists its product as uncharacterized. Lineage: Eukaryota; Fungi; Ascomycota; Eurotiomycetes; Chaetothyriales; Cyphellophoraceae. The coding region runs from base 1 to 1074 and encodes 357 amino acids. The record is from RefSeq and is a predicted model, not a curated record. The transcript is spliced from 2 exons.
AUGGCUGCCGCACGUUCCCCGUGCCAUCUCGUGGGCUCCUUCCCCGCGUCGGACGCCAACACCGCCUUCACGAAAUGCUGCAGCGCCCUCAAGGGUAAGCUCCGAUCCGUGCCAGACGGCGAACCCGGCUGGCGCUGGAACUUCACCAUCGGCCUAGUGCAAAAGCUCGCAGUCGCCAACCCGGCCUUGGGUCCUAUCUGGCGCGAGUAUGAUGCCAAUUACGAUCCAAAGCCCGUGCAGGACAUGGCGGAAGAGCAGGUGUCGGCCCUGCUGCAGGCGAUCCGGGAAACGGACUGGAGCAUGGGGUACGACGCGGACGCCAAGGCCUCGUAUGCGACGUUCGUGAAGCUGCGGGACGAUGGCAAAAUCGACCAGGGCGUCAAAUUCCAGGUCUGCUUACCUGGGGUGUCGAGCUUUGCUAUCUUCAUCAAGCCGGCGUUUCAGUACCUAGUCGAGGAUCUGGUCUACGAGGUGAUGAGGAAGGAGGUGCGGGCAAUUGUGGAGGGAAUACCGGCUGAAGAAUUGGCUGUGCAGUCCGACAUUGCGAGCGACUAUAUCAAGUGCGAGGUGCAGCGACAUCCGGAGUAUCUGGAGGCACUGCGCGAGGAUUUCCUUCCGCCGCAAGAAGACGCAAUGGAGCGGUAUUCGAAGCAGCACGCUGGUCUCCUGGAUCUACUGCCGUCGGGCGCUGAAGCCGGGCUGCACAUCUGCAUGGGCAAUAUCAACAACAAGCCCAUUCUGGCGCCGCAGACUAUGGACGUGAUGGUGAAUCUGGUCAAUAGCAUCGCGGCCAAAACGAGCCGGAAGCUGCAGUGGGUGCAUUUCGGUGUGCUGCCGGAGUGGCAGGACUCGAAGAUGUAUGAACCGCUGCAGCGUCUAGCGAUCAAGGAUGCGGCGGUAUAUCUUGGCUUGGUGUAUCCUGAUGACGCCGAGGGGGCCAAGAAGCGCAAGCAAAGUGCUGAGAAGGUCCUGUCGGAUUUCGGGAUAUCGCCUCCUUGCGGGCUGGCAAGAACUUCAGAGGAGGGAGUUGAGUCAGUGUUUGGUAUAUUGACGGCAUUGAGUGCCGCAUCGUGA